GGCGCCGAAUACUAGCGGAACUAAUGUCCGGAACAGUGACUAUGAGUACCAAUAUGUGCAGGAUUGGCCCAAAUUGGACAGAAAGCUUGGAUCAGUAUCCGCGGUGGCGUUCGAUGCCCAGGGAAACGUAGUGGUCUUCCAUCGAGGUCCCGUCGUUUGGAACAUAACGUCCUUUGACCAGUUGAAUCGGUAUGCCUACAUCAAGACCGGACCAAUCGUCGAGUCUACUCUGUUAACGUUCGAUAAUGAUAGCGGUGAUCUACUAAACGAGUUUGGUGCUAAUUUCUUCUACAUGCCACAUGGCCUCACCAUCGACAAGAACAACCACUACUGGGUGACAGAUGUCGCGAUGCAUCAGGUUUUCAAAUUCGAUCGGACGAUUUCCAGCACCGAACCGGUUCUCACACUCGGUCAACGCUUCCAGCCCGGAACCGGCCCGGCCAGUUUCUGUAAACCCACCUCGGUGGCAGUGUUGGAGAAUGGCGAUUUCUUCGUUGCCGAUGGCUACUGCAACGGACGCAUCAUGAAGUUCUCCCCCGAUGGGCAGUUGAUUCUGAGCUGGGGGAAAAACUCAUUCGUGCUUACGCGGACGUUCACUCUACCCCCGGGUCCGGUUCCGGAGAACUUCCUGGCGAUACCUCACGCGCUGACCUACGCUGCGGAUAAGGAUCUCAUCUGCGUAGCCGAUCGCGAACAGGGUCGCAUCCAGUGCUUCCAAGCCCAAAGCGGGGCGUUCCAUUCGAUGUAUAGUAAUUCCCAGAUAGGGAGCCGCCUGUUCAGCGUUAAGUAUCUUCCCAUCAACGGUGGACUGUUCUACAUGAUCAAUGGUCCACAGUUCACGACACAGCAGCCGAUCAAUGGGCUGAUUAUGUCGAUGAAUGGCAGCGAAAUUGUGGGACGAUUCUAUCCGGAUGUUCCACAGCAUGCCUUUAGCAAUCCGCAUGAACUGGCCAUCAGCGAGGAUGGCAGCCAGAUAUACGUGGCAGAGCUGCUUCCAACCAAGGUUCACAAAUUCAAGCGGAAAGGGGCGGCGCCGAUUCAAGCUACAAAAGUGCCCAAAUCGACAGAUUAUCAGAAAAUGCCUCCGUCGCCGGUAGCAGAUUCGCUGUACGCCAGUAGUUUGACGAUGGUGUCCAUCGUGGCCAGCCUGAUUGGCACCAGUUGUCUGAUCCUGUGUCUCUCGCGUACGUUGUGCUUUAAACCAUCCGGCGGAAGUGGAGCAGGGCGCCAGCGGUUUUCCACGGCCAGCGAGAAUAUUGCUCUGCAUCGGAUGGAUCGGGAUGGAGGUGAUGAAGGAGAUGCGUAGCAGAAAUUUUACAAUUCCAACAAAAUAAUUGAAGUUCAACCAUUCCGUCCGAAGAGGAGCUGUUGUUAGCGCAAAUGUACUGUGAUGAUUGAUUGGCUAAAAUGCUAAAUUUGAUUAUACCUUUCUACUGGACUAACAACUUAAUUAGACUGAAGAAUACAUCUUGGUACCUAUUUAUUGAAAAGACUCUAUUAAAAACGUUAUGGAGA
This is a messenger RNA of Aedes albopictus (Asian tiger mosquito), 1515 nucleotides long. It is a transcript of the gene Pal1, whose product is annotated as peptidyl-alpha-hydroxyglycine alpha-amidating lyase 1. The record is from RefSeq and is a predicted model, not a curated record. Gene Ontology annotation, cellular component: extracellular region; membrane. Lineage: Eukaryota; Metazoa; Arthropoda; Insecta; Diptera; Culicidae. Gene Ontology annotation, biological process: peptide metabolic process. Gene Ontology annotation, molecular function: protein binding; catalytic activity.